Ceratotherium simum simum (southern white rhinoceros) is the source of this 2005-nucleotide messenger RNA. It is a transcript of the gene C17H12orf56, whose product is annotated as chromosome 17 C12orf56 homolog. The record is from RefSeq and is a predicted model, not a curated record. Lineage: Eukaryota; Metazoa; Chordata; Mammalia; Perissodactyla; Rhinocerotidae.
AUGCAACGUGCGGGCGGCGCUUCCGGGCGGCCGGGCGCACACGCGCUCCCGGGGGGCGGGGUCGCCGAGGCCCCUGGUGCAUGCCGGGAUGGGGCGUCUGGCAGGGAGGGGCGUGUGGCUGGAAUCCCUCCGCGGCUGCAGAGACCCCUGCCUCCUCCCCGGUCCAAGCCGCCGGGCGGGUUCGCUCAGCGCCUUCCGUGCGUCGUGGUGUCCGACUCGGGGAAGCACGCCUUCAGGUACGUGGUGCUCAGCGACCGGCUCAUCUACCUGACCGAGAACCCGCCCAAGUCCGUCCGGCGGGUCGUGGCGCUGCGGGACGUCGUGGCCAUCGACCUGAUUGAUGAUGACCCAGAAUUUUUGAGUUCACCAGGUAGAGAAACCAACCAACACAUUCGUAUUAUCUACUCUUCAAGUGUUUUGAAAAAAGAGUGUGAGAAAUCAAAAGGUGUCAGGAAAUUCUUAUUUCCAUUUCAUCAUGCCAAUCCUAACAACAAAAAAGUCAAAGAAGAGAAUAAUGGCCCUGUGUUUUGGAGAGGCAAAGAGCCUGGGAGUCUGAAUGAAUCCUGUCUCAGAUGCCACCAAGAGAGCAGCACAUCGUCCAAGGACUCAACCCUCUGUCCUCCUUCAGACCUCAAGAAGCUGUCCCGUCAUGGCCAACGUGCCUUUCGACCCCUACCUACCCCCUCCAGGAGGAGGUUUCAGUCCACAUCAGCCACUGGCAAGGCUGUCAGCAUGCCAUCUUGCACAGCAAACACAAAAGAACCCCAGGGAUUUCCAGAUCACAGAGACUCUCAAAGUGAAAUCCCUUUUGAGUGCAGUGGGAACGGAAAUGAGUUUUACUUAGGAAAUUCCUCCCCGGCCUCCCCUUUACAGAGCAACCGAAACCUAGAGAAGAAGGAGUCAGAACUUCACUUGUACAUUAUUUCCACAACCUCAUCCAUAUUUCUGCACCUAAAAAGUUCAUGGAACAAUUAUAUUAUAAAAGCCACUCUUUUACAAGAUCCCCUCUAUGUUAGUGAGCUCGGUCCUGCAGUGGGAAGUCAAAAGCCCUACAGAUCCGAGGAGAAAAUUAAGCACUUCAGUCAACUUAAAUCUGAACUUUUUCUUAAAGACAACACUUUGAGGAAGAUACUUUGUUUAAUUACGGAAUUUAAAGUAGCAGCCCAGAAAAACUUCAUUCUGAAAAGGCUCUUCUGGAAAACCAGUGACCUUUUCUAUUUCCUAGUGAACAAACUUCGUGAGUACUUGCCAGAGUCUAGGGAUAAGAACGCACUUCAGAAUAAAAGCCGAAGGGCUGAUGAACUGGUGGCAUGCAUUGAAAUUAUGCAGACCCUGGGACUGAUGUUCAGAGAAACAGAAACCGAGUCAUCACGCCUGAACACAUUGGCAGCUAAGAGGGGAACGCUAUUUAAUCUCUUGGUAAUUUUAAUUAGCGAGCCUCAGAUUCCAAAAUCUUGUCCUGUGUUUGACGUCCAGUUGGUGGCUGACUCAACUUUAGUUGAGAUGUCUCUUGAUGCUGAGUUACAGAAGCUUAUCCUGGAAUAUACGGAUACAGCUACAGCACUUUUAUAUGAGAUACUUCUUGUCUUUCAGCAGGGAAGUCUUGGAUUGGGAUCAACGAGGUUUGCUAUGAGCUGGAUGAUGUCCUUUCUGCAAAGUCUUCCUCCCAUAAUGACUUUUGUGGCCACUAUUGUGAAACAAGUGGUGAAGGGGCUUUCAGCUUCGCUUCAGCUGCUAAGUCCCAGCCAAGCACUUCUGUUGUACCAGCAGUUCUACAUCCUCAGAAGCUGCCUGCAGUACAGCAAGACUUUAGCUGAGUAUAUUAGGAAUGACUACAGAGAAGAAUUCAGGUACUUUAUUCACAUGCCAGCCUUGGAAAAGAGGCUCCCAUUGUGUUACCCUAUUACCCAACCUACCACUCAACUUUUUCAUGAAGUUCGGAAAUUGGUUGAACAGAAACAAUAUGUGAAAUGUUAAUAAGAGUAUAAAAUGUUAAUCAGGAAUC